Molecule: messenger RNA, 3434 nt
Organism: Andrographis paniculata
Lineage: Eukaryota; Viridiplantae; Streptophyta; Magnoliopsida; Lamiales; Acanthaceae
Exons: 2
Coding region: 417-3149 (910 amino acids)
Cellular component (GO): intracellular membrane-bounded organelle
Source: RefSeq, a predicted model, not a curated record
GAAGGCGUCCAGGCCCACGGCCACCCACCCAGAUAAUUUGGGCAGAGAAUUUUCAGGAAACUUGGCGGAAAACGCCACCCCACCCCACCCACCGACACAUCGAUAAUCCUCCCCACCCCGUCGCCUUGCUUUUCUUGAUCAUCAUCAUCAGGAGCAAGUACGUUCGAGGCUUUUUUUUCACACGUUGAUCAAACCUAAAUAGUAAAUUAGCUCGGUUCGUUGUUCCAAAACAGUGUGCUUCAGUUGCGGUGCCGACGAAUGAGAGAGAUUAUGAGGCGGAAGGUUCAUCCACCGAAUGGGGGGAAGCUCGGAAGGGAUGAAUUACCACCAGGUAUUCGAAUGUAAAUUUCCUCCCGCUCGAUUUCACCCUUGCCGAUGCGAUUUCGCUGAAAGCUCAGAUUCAAUCCUCUUCACCUAUGGAGAUUCUCUUCACUCCACCUCCUUCACGGAGCCCUAUUAUCUCUGCCAGAACGCUCUCCUUUUCAAUUUUCCCCAAAUUCGCCGCAAUCGUCUUGUUCCUCCAUUUGCCCUUAACUUGCUCCUCCGACGAAAUCUCGUAUUCCGAUCAUUGUAGCGCCGUCGUUCCAGAUCCGCCGUCGCUUCCGGAACCCAACCAUCCGAUUGACGAGCGGAGUUUUCUAGAUCUUCGAAAUGCCUACGUUUAUCUCAAUGGAAGCACUGCGAAGCAGGCCAAUUCCGUAAUUCCUAGGUCUCUCUCAUUAAAUUCCUACAGAGCGUACAGGACCGGGAAAGACGCUGUGUUCAGAAUCGAAGCAUCCUUAAGCCUCACCGGAGUGCAGUACUCUCGUAAAAUUACUCGCAGAGGUUUGCGCCUUGUGCAUAUCCGACCGCCGAAGAUACCAUUGAGGAGAGGCAAUUCCUGGAAUUCGAUAAGUUUUAUGGUAAAAGGAGUUUGGGAUUCGAUUGCAGGGAAGCUCUGUAUGGUUGGGUCUGGGGUGGAUAAAUUGAGCUCUAGCCAUGUCGUAUUGAAGCUUGAUUAUAUGAAUUCUUCGAAUAUAUUCACUGCUUUAGUCAAUGGGACAUUGGAAAGUGUAGGUGCAAAGAACAAGAGUGAAUUUAACCUUGAUUUGAUUUCUAUACUUGGUGUUCAAGGUAGGUAUUAUGAGUAUGGUUUGAUUGAUAAAGAAGUUGAAAGCAAUGGAUUUUCGAUGUUGGAUGAUAUGUCGAAUGUUUCUUUCGGAUUAGAGGAGUUGGAUCAAAAGAUGUGUACAUAUAUUCAGUUUUCUGGCACAAUUGAGUUGGAAUACGAGAGUGAUUGCUUCGGUGUGAGUUGCAAUAUUCUUGGGAGAGAGAAUGGUAACUUCACACCAAGUAUGAUGUACUUUGAUGUAAUAGAAUGUUUAGAUGACGGUAGAGUGAGGGUUCUUUUAGUAUUUGGGGAUAUUGUGCAUAAUGUGUAUCGACUGCCAUUUCAGCCGAAUGUGACUUUGAUUAGCGAAGGGAUUUGGGACGAAAAGAGAAAGAGGCUUAACAUGGUUGCCUGCCGUAUUUCUACUAGUGGAGAAUAUGGUUUUGUAAGAGACUGCUCUAUCCGGUUAAGUGUGAGAUUUCCAGCAAGACUGACAUUGAGAGAUAGGAGUGCCGUAGUCGGAGAAUUGUGGAGCAGUAAGAGUGCUAAUGAGUCGGGGUAUUUUGGCAGGGUGUCGGUGUUAAGUACGAAGAACAAGAAUACUAGGUCUGGUCGAUUGAAGUAUGAAUACACAGAGAUUGAGAAAGCGGGCAGAGCUUGUGCGAACAAGACAGUACAGAAGGGAGGAGGGGUUUACCCUGGUCCAUAUUCAUCUGAUAUGAGAUUCGACCUGGAUGGCAGGAACAAGAAAGUGCAGGAUCUAUGGGGUUAUGCUUCACCGUAUUUUGUGGAUAAUUGGUUUUAUAAAUUAUCUUCAGCUUUGGCGAGGGAAGCGGAUCCUAAUUGGCAAGGAAAACAGAACUUAAGUGAUGUGACAAAUAUCAGCUAUGUUCUGAGCCUGUCGUAUCCGGUCGAUUUUGAGCUGAGCCGGGAGCAUAAACAGAUCAAGACGAUUGACAUUUCUGCUGAAGGAACGUAUAACUCUAAAACUGGGCAUCUUUGCAUGACGGGGUGUUUGGAUGUUGUGUUGCCUAUUGGAACAGUACGUCGAAAGUCACUUUUGGAUUGUAAAGUUCUGGUCGACAUCCAUUAUUCUCCGCUACAUGAUAAAAAGCGAAAUUCUAUAAAGGGGACGAUUGAAAGCACACGGGACAAGUCUGAUCGUUUUUAUUUUGAACCUUUUGCCAUCACUGCAAAUUCUAUUUAUGCAGGGCAAGCCAAAGAAACGAUAUGGAGAAUGGAUCUUGAGAUUGCCAUGGUUCUCAUCUCGAGCACUCUUUCGUGUAUUUUCACAGGUUUACAGCUGUUGCACGUUAAAAACCAUGCAGACGGGGUGCCGUUUAUCUCAGUCGUAAUGCUUGUUCUUCUCACUACGGGACAUCUGAUCCCUCUGCUGCUGAAUUUUGAGGCCCUCUUCAUGAACAGCCACAGCAACGUAAAUGCCCGUAUUGAUAGCGACGGAUGGCUUGAAGUAAACGAAGUUUUUGUGAGGGUAAUAACCAUGGUGGCUUUCUUGCUGGAAGUUCGCCUUCUCCAAGUGACCUGCUCUGCAAGAUCCGGUGACAGAAACAGGGAGAACCUCUGGAAAUCGGACAAGAAGGUUCUAUAUCUGUCUUCGCCAUUAUACAUCGGCGGUGGUUUGAUUGCGUGGUUUGUACCCAUUUUAAAGAAUCGUUCUCUUUGGGGCGGCUUUAAAUCCUACGCCGGAUUGAUAUUAGAUGGGUUUCUGCUCCCUCAAAUGCUCUUUAAUAUAUUCUCGGACUCGAAUGUUAAGGCUCUCGCCACUCCCUUUUAUGUAGGAACUACACUUGUUCGCUUGCUGCCCCAUGCUUAUGACCUUUACAGGUCCCGAAGUUCCAUUCUUUCAUUCAAUUAUAUAUAUGCAAAUCCGAGACUGGACUACUAUUCUACUGCCUGGGAUCUUGUCAUAUCGAUCGCUGGCCUAGUGUUUGUUGCCGUCAUUUACUUGCAGCAACGAUAUGGUGGGCGUUGUCUUCUACCAAAGGCACUAUGGCAGAAGUUCUCCUAUGAGAAAGUACCAGUAUCUACUACUGUAUAAUAUCUAAAGUGGAUUCUUCCUCAUUUCUCCGGCAAUGAAGAUAUGAUUUAGCACACUGCCGUGGCUCAGGUGUUACAGCUCAGGCAGAAUAGUGGCAGAGCUGCAGCAAAAACAGGUCUCCUAUUGUAUCUGUAAGUUCAACUACUUAACCACACAAUACUUUUGUAAGAUCUUUCAUGCGGUAUGAUAUGGUAUGGUUGAUUUUCUUUAUAUAUAUAGUCCAAGGGUUAGGUGUAACAUCAAGAUAUUUUUGAAAUGAAAAUGCACGUGUUAUGGUGAUCAUCA